AUGCUGAUUGGCUCACUGCGGACACUAGCCUCGCCUUCACCGCCCUGGGCCCUGCUGGGUCUCCCCCACCAAAAACCCUUGUUUCUGCCUCUUCAUCUCACCUUGACCCCUCCAAACAACAACAACAACAACAGCAACAACAACAACGACAUGGCAGACAUUCACCGUGCCAGCACCACUGCUCCGGUAAACAUUGCUGUCAUCAAAUACUGGGGGAAACGUGACCCCAAACUGAACCUCCCUACCAAUUCCUCCCUCAGCGUCACCCUUGCCCAGUCCGAUCUCCGCACGCACACCACUGCUUCCUGCUCGCCCUCCUACCCCGCCGAGGACACUCUGCUCCUCAACGGUCAGCCUCAAGAUGUGUCUGGUGCUAGAACACAGGCCUGCUUCCGCGAGCUCAGGACUCUGCGCAGGAAACUAGAAGAGCAGGAUUCGUCUCUGCCCAAGCUCGCAGACCAACCUCUCCGGAUCGUCUCCGAGAACAACUUCCCCACCGCAGCUGGCCUCGCCAGUUCAGCCGCCGGUUUCGCUGCUCUCGUCCGAGCCAUUGCAAAUCUCUACGAACUCCCCUCAUCGCCCACGGACCUCUCGCGCAUCGCUCGACAGGGCUCGGGCUCAGCAUGUCGAUCUCUCUUCGGUGGCUACGUAGGCUGGGAACAAGGCUCUGCUGCUGACGGCAGUGACAGUGUGGCCUUCCAAGUUGCACCUGCAAGCCACUGGCCCAACAUGCGUGCUGUCAUUCUCGUGGUCAGUGCCGCAAAGAAGGGUGUAUCAAGUACCACUGGCAUGCAAACCACCGUCGCCACAUCCUCGCUGUUCCAGUCAAGGGCCAAAGAGACGGUGCCACGCCGCAUGAAGGAAAUGCAGGAGGCUAUCAAGAACAAGGACUUUGAGACCUUUGGCAAAGUGACCAUGAUGGACAGCAAUUCUUUCCACGCAACCUGUCUGGAUACCUUCCCACCAAUCUUCUAUUUGAAUGAUAUUUCGAGGGCGGCCAUUAUGGUCGUCAAUGCGAUCAAUGCGGCAGCUGGAAAGAUCAUUGCGGCGUACACUUUCGAUGCCGGUCCAAAUGCGGUGGUCUAUUACCUUGAAGAGAAUGAAAAGGACGUUGCUGGUCUGUUCAAGCUGAUCUUGGGCGACAAGGACGGCUGGCAGGGUGAGAGGGGAGCCAAGGUACAGGCUAACCCAUCGGAGUUGGAGAAGGUCAAGGGUGACUGCGGUCCCGCUAUUGCUGCUUUGGAGGAAGGUGUCAGCAGGGUCAUCUUGACUGGUGUUGGUGAGGGUCCCGAGAGGACGGAUGUGAUGUUGAUUGAUGGGAAAGGCUCUACAACUGCUCCUUUACAUGGUCUACAGACGGCUCAGAACUAUAAUGAUGAACUUCACUUCACACUGGAAAUCACUGUUUCCCAGGCGCCGUCUUUCCAUCUUAGCGCCAUGCAAGUUUCGAGUGAUUUCGGCCACUCGAUGGAAGAUGGGGGCGCGAGUGAGGAGGAAAGGUAUCGGGAGUGUGUUGCUCAGGUUCGCGACGGUGACAGUGUCGCUGCCUCGCUGGCGUGGGCCAAUCUAUCAUUCUCUCUCUCUCUCUCGACCUUCUUUUCUUUACCUGUACUCUCCCAACAACCAAGCUUCUUGACUUCCUUCAACCAACCCUUUGCUCGACACACACUCAAACUUUCAACUGCUGGGCAGAUCAACUACUCCACAUUUUCAGUACCAGCUUCUUCAACAAAUAAAACCAUUUGCUACAUUAUUCUCAAUAUCCUGCGUGGCUUGAAUAUCAUUGCUCUUGCUUCGGUCGUUGCAAGCAGCAUUGUCAUGCUUGUCAAAACCUUCAUUAUCUCCAAGUUCUUCUUCUUCGAUGCUACGAGUCACGUCAUCACUGCCAUUGCAGGCCUUUUCCUCAUCGUCUCCGAAUGCUCACUUUUCCGCAACUUCUUUGCCCGAAACUGGCCACUUCUCAGCUCUGCCCAUGGCUUCGUCACCUUGGGCUGCGCCAUGAUGGUCAUCGGACUCAACAUGCUAGGCAACAUGAACAAACAAGCCACCAGCCAGGAGUCUCUAGGCAUGCCAUUCUGGCGUCUGCUCGUAGCCUCAGGCAUCCUCGCCAUUGUCAUUGGCUUCUUCAACAUUGUUGCAAGCUUCAUCUUCCGCGACAAAGCCCGCAACAUCACCGCCCGCCGCGUCCGCUCCCGAGGCGCCAUGACGCUCCAAGAAGACAUUGAAACAGCGUCGGCCUACGACCCAAAGCACAAAGACUUCACCAUCAGCACCCACCACACCGGCAGCAGCUCCAGCCGCACACACAUGCACCACAGCCCUCCCCUCCGCAACCCAACUCCCCCCAUCGACUUGCACUCCCCACCCCUCCCCAACAACAAAGAACAAGACGCCCAAAACCCCCUCCACGACUUCUCCUUCAGCCCCCUACGCGCCUUCCGCUCAGCCCGCCAAUCCUUCCUCCCCUCCUACCACAGCACCUCGCCCACCUCCGCCACCUCCGCCCCCAAACCCAAACCCUCCUUCCUAGCCUCCCACCGCCCAUGCAGCUCCAUCUACAGCCGCACCACCUCUGGCGAGCCCCAGAAAAAGCGCUUCUGGCAGCGCCAGCGCGAGGAGCAAGAGGAAGAGGUUGCGCGCAUGCCGCAGAUUAGUUAUCCGCUUAAUGUGAAUCCUCAGUUUGCCCAUCUGGUUAGGCCGGAUUUGGCGCAUCAUCCUAGUGUGAGGAGGCCGGAGGUUACGGAGUGGGAUAAGAUUUGA
Plenodomus lingam JN3 is the source of this 2760-nucleotide messenger RNA. The record is from RefSeq and is a predicted model, not a curated record. Lineage: Eukaryota; Fungi; Ascomycota; Dothideomycetes; Pleosporales; Leptosphaeriaceae.